Messenger RNA from Brettanomyces bruxellensis, 2118 nucleotides. RefSeq lists its product as uncharacterized. NCBI's taxonomy places the organism in Eukaryota, Fungi, Ascomycota, Pichiomycetes, Pichiales, Pichiaceae. The record is from RefSeq and is a predicted model, not a curated record. The transcript has a single exon. Bases 1 to 2118 code for a protein of 705 amino acids.
AUGUCAAGAGUAUGGCUCCUGGAUUUGAUAGGAGCCAUUUUAAUGCUUUCCGUUGGCGGUAUUUCAGUAGCUCUCAUUACAAUCGACCGGACUUCAGUGGCCGUACUAUCCAUACUUACGGCAUUUUGCUGGCUCUAUGGUGUUUUAUCACUGAUAGAUAUACUGCAUCGCACAAUCACAGCACCGAUAAGUCAUAAAAUCAGCGGUGUUCUAUAUCAUGCGAUGCUUCUUCUGAAGAUUAGUCUUUUCCUCGGGUCUCAAGCGCUGGAAAUUUACUGGCUGGAUCACUUGAUUCUGGAAAUGGACAUCCAGCAUAUAAGCGGCACAAACAAAAGGUUGCAAGCCUCUUUAGCCUCUGUAGUUAUCCUAUCUGCUAUUUUCUGUUCUCCAGGAGUCUAUGCAAAUGCAACUUACAUGUGUGGAAAAUCCGGAAUGCAGGAUCGAAUACCGAAUUUGGACAUCAAGAAAGCAGGUAAAGGACCUGAUGUGAAUAGUAAGCAGUUGAGAUUCGAAUCGGACAGUACUGCAGCAGCUGGAUCUGCUUUCGGGUCGUCUAUCAACAGCAGCCUGGGACAAACAGUUAAGAUUAAGGACUCGAUACAAACUCUAGCGCCGGAUCAGGCCACCAAGUGUGAGAUUGAACAAACAAAGAAGGCUGCCGAAAACAUGUUUUGGACAGCAAAGCCAGAUGUAGCCCCAGAUGCAAUAGUACACCGAGCAAAGCCCACUGAACAGACAGACAGUUGGGAUAGCGGCAAUUCGGAUUUGGCUAAGGAAAAGCUAGCGGUUGAAAAGCACUGUGAUAUUUCGAAGAAAGCCAAAAAAGUGGAAGUUUCCAUUCCAUCUCUUGAAACUACUGAGUAUGAGGAUUUGAGCAAACCUGUUUACCGGUUCCCAGAACCUAUAUCGGAGGAAUAUGGUGAGAACAGGGGGGCAAAGUUUACUUUUCCUCCAACGCAGGAAAAUGCAUACAUGCAGGCCUAUGAGGAAGCUUCCAUGGGCAGCCUUGAUAAUCUCAGCGAUAUUCCAGAACAUUCGACUGACAGAUGGCCACUUUUCUCCACGGGCUCCGGGUUGUCUGCCGAGAACGGUGUGGCGGGUUCACUAAACAAAAAUGUAAAGAUGAAUCACGUGAGUCCAGAGUCAUGGAAGCUGAAUUCUGAUCACUGGCAGCGGAAUAGAGAGCGGGUUGGAUUCAACAAUGGUAUUAUCACAUCCACCAAAAGAAUUGACCAGGGAUGGUGGGAAAACGAUGAGGGAAAUGCUCAUGAUGCGAUAAGCGAGCAAGAACAAGCGAAAGUAGAUAUCACCGCCAGUAAGAACAGAGCAAGCAAUCUUGAUAUGCCAGAUUUAAGCCCCCCACCGUUGGAUACAAGGCUCCGGAAAAGCGCCUCGUUAAGUCCCGAGAAAUUGAUUCCGGGCUCUCCAAGGCAUCAUUCUUCAAAGUUGAGUCUUCCAGACACCAGUUUCACUAACAGCGGUCUUGCAUCCAAGGACUCGCGAUUAUCACUAAGAAUUGGGGGAGUGCUUCGCAAUAGCAGAAGCAUACCUAUGCUAAGAACAUCGUUCACUCACAGCCGGUCACAUUCUGUGCUUGGAAUCUUUUCCAGAUCAACACCAUCGUCUCCGAAAAGGAGUUCACCCUCGAAAUCUGUUCUUACGAGUCCAAUCAAGGGGAUUAGAGGUAUCCGAUUUGGCAGCAGGGAGAACAUAAAGCACCAAAGAUACACUCCAAGACACUGUGGACACUCGCAGUCCGUUCCCGAGCUCAAUUUCGAGUUUAUCCAGUCUCUUCAAAGCUCUCCAACCCAUAAAAAAUCACUUUCUUCCGUUAAGGGCCACAGACGUGCAACAUCGUCUCUAACGUACAAAAGCUCGCCGAAAAGGAGAGCACUUCACAGGAAAGAUAACAGCAGAUUAAUGCUUGUUGAAGCCCAUAAUGAAACCAGCUUAGUCGUGCAAGGAAGUGAUGCUUCGUCUGCAAACAGCGACUUGAGCACAUCUGAUUCAUUGGAGGAAGAAAGUUUGAAUUCUGUACCAUCCAUGCUUAUAGGCCAAUAUGACCGCGAAAAAUGGAGGGUCAUUCGCCGUAAGCAGCUAUCUGAGGUAGCACUAUAA